UAGUUUCACAAUUCAGAACUUCAAAAACCAGUUAAAAGGAGUUAUAAAAGAUGCAAACUUCAUGCAGUGUCCUGACCAAAUAACACCAAACUAGUUAAGUCUUGUAGUAGUUGUGUUUUUAAGAUUAAGUACCUAUUGGCCCCUAACCUUUCCCCAAUAGAGGCCUACUCUGCAGCUCAGCCCCUGAGGUGGCCGCAUAUUUGUUGGCUGACUAAAGAAUGUGGUUACAUGCCUUGGACAUUAGCUAUGACGGAGCGCUGGCUCCAUCGGAGAGGGGAGUGUGCAUAGGAGGUAGCGAAGAAGGAGGGGAGGGUCAGAGUCUGGCCUCACGGCAAGUGAGCUCAUUCACCCUCCGAGCUCGAAGAGAGCGAGCGGCGUCGUCAUCCCUGGUUUGCAGGGGGAGGGAGGUAGCGGAGGAGGAGGAGUGUACGCUGGCGAGAGAGCGAAUGAGAGACAGGCGAAGUGGAGCCGCACAACAAUAGUGGGCUGCUCUUCUUGCUGUGGACUCACUGAGAAAGAGAAAGCCCUCACUAAGACACUCUCAGACCAUCUGCAGGCAGAAUACAGCUGCUGCAGUCAGGCUGGAAAACUCACUCGUUUUUCUCUUUGCUUUCUCUGCCUUUCUUCACAAAACCACACACACCUACUAAAUAUUUGUAGAACAGCCAUUUCUGGGAUUUUUUGCAAUUUGGCCACGUGCGGACCAGUUUGAGGUACUGUUAUUUUUCUUGCACAAGCUCCCUACUUUGAGGGUCACUUCCAAGGCCCUGGAUUUGACCAGUGUGGACUCUCAUAUUGAGCUGUUUGGGAUUUUUACAUACUGUCUCCGGAAAAGACUAUUUUUGGUGUGAUAAGGUAUCGCUCCAUCCCUGCAAAAGCCGAGCGUUUCAUUUGGUGUGUGUGUGUGCACACAUAAGCCGGAGUGUGUUCUGGGGGAUGCCGCUAGAUGUGGUGAUAUCCCCAGCUGAGGAUCGUUUUUGGCCGGACUUGCAGUGCACAGACAUGAGGCUGAAGAUCAGGGUCCGCCGGAUGAAGGAGGGGAGAGAGCUACGAGGUGUGUACCCACCUGGACACAAGACAAGUGUGUUUUUAGGGGGCUUUGCUGCGUUCUCCUCCUGCUUCCCCGGCCUGUGUGAAGGGAAGCCAGCCACUGCUCUUCCUAUGAGCUUGUCCCAGCCCUGCUUGCCUGUGGCUAAUGUCGGACCCACCCGCAUCCUGCCACACCUCUACCUGGGCUCUCAGAAAGACGUCCUCAAUAAGGAUCUGAUGCUCCAGAAUGGUAUUACGUACGUGCUGAACGCCAGCAACACCUGCCCCAAGCCGGACUUCAUCAGUGAGAGCCACUUCAUGCGCAUCCCAGUGAAUGACAACUACUGCGAGAAACUGCUUCCUUGGCUGGACAAAACCAACGAAUUUAUUGACAAAGCUAAGGUGUCGAACUGCAGAGUCAUUGUGCACUGUCUGGCUGGAAUCUCGCGUUCAGCGACCAUCGCCAUCGCGUACAUCAUGAAGACAAUGGGCCUGUCAUCAGAUGACGCCUACAGGUUUGUGAAGGACCGAAGACCAUCCAUAUCCCCCAACUUCAACUUCCUGGGCCAGCUGCUGGAGUUUGAGAAAGAACUGAGACUACUCCAAGCUUUGACUUCCAGCGCCGAUGACAAGAUGUCAGACAGCAACUCCAAGAUCAACGCUGAGCUUAACGGGGUCAACUCGUGUUUCGAGAUGAACGGUCUCCAGAGCAACUAUGACUCAUUGGUGGCAGAAAACCCGCCAGAGCCCAAGAUAGCAUUGCCCACCUCCCUCCAGCAAGGCUUCAAUGGCUUGCACCUUUCUGCAGAGAGAAUUAUGGACACCAACCGUCUGAAACGCUCCUUCUCUCUGGACAUUAAAUCUGUGUACUCCCCUAACAGUCCACAUUCUGCUGGCAUGGCACCAACACACUCUGAAGAUGUCCCCAAGCUGUGCAAACUGGACAGCCCAGAGACAGGCACCUCCAAUGGCGUCUGCUCCCAGUCCCCCAUCCUGAACAGUCCCUGCUCUUCUGACUCGCCCUUCCCCUCGCCUGGCAGUGUUGGCACCGUUGGCGGUCUGGGGCACGGAGGAAGCGAAGGAGUCCAUCGGCCUGGUUCUUCGUCAUCCAGACUGAGAAGAAAACACAAGCACACCUCUGGAAGUUCACCAGCCCAUUUCCAGCAACAGCUAUCCCAAUCCCUCAGCCUGUCUCUGGACCAGAAGAGUCCAAGCAUGGAUGAGAACCUAAAAGGUUCCCUGCUUCUGUCACUGCCCUCCGUUGGAUCCGAGGCCAUGUGGACCAAACAUAGAGACACCGUCCAAGCCACCACCCCCGUCACUCCUGUCACCCCCACCACCGACGCCCCCUGGCACUUUGGGGCGGAGGAAGUAGGCGAGAUGGAGCUCGGCGGCGGGGGUGACGGCGGGCGAAACGAGCCUUCUUUGAGAUUCGGGAGCAGCUCGGCAUAUGUGGCGUUCGGGUGCAGCGAGGGAGUGCGGUUACAGGACAAACCUCCCAAGGAGAAGCAGCGAGACUUCACGUCGUCCUCCAAUGUGCCCAAUGUGGGCGGGUCGGCGGCGGAGAAGCAGUUCAAGCGUCGCAGCUGUCAGAUGGAAUUCGAGGAGGUCAUCUCAGAGACGCGUUCUCGAGAAGAACUGGGGAAGAUCGGAAAACAGUCAAGUUUCUCGGGGAGCCUUGAGAUCAUUGAGGUAUCCUGACACAUAAUGGACAACUCUGUCCACACCUGCUUGCAGGGGGAAAGAACAUUAUUUUCUUCCCCCUCAUAGGCAGCGUUCAAGACUACGAGUGAGAGACGGACUGAGCAAAGGUUAGCAAGCUGGACAGAGACGAGCUGCUGACCAGAACCUUAUUGAACUCUCUAAAGGCCUGCAGGCACCGGAACCUUUGAGGUGUGUCAGGUUGCAUCUUCUAGAAUAACUCGGACACCAGUGCAGCCCUGGUCCCAGGACUCGUGAUCUGCGCCGGAAUGGUCCGACAGCCUCAAAAAGCUCAUCCUAACGUUGUCCUCGACAUUUAGCGGAGGCCUUGACGGCACAAAGCACGUCGACGCCACUCUUCCGCUCUCCUCCAAAACCGAUGCCUCCCAAACAAAGACCUCAGCAUCUCACCAGUCACCCUAAAGCACAGCCUGUCCUUUGUUUGGCGCGUCAGCCGCACCCUCCCUGCCUUUGCUCCUUGUCACCACUAGUGGUCACCACUGAGCAUGCACCAUGAAAGGCUGGCAACAGAAAACUCUUAUUAUACAACAUGAAUAUAUAUGUAUAGCAAUUUUAACGGGAUUUUUAUUUUGCUUUUAAUUUAUUGUUCAUUCUGGUAAUGAGAAAUAAUAUAAUGUUUGUGGAUUGAUUUCAUUUUUUUCUUAUUAUUUGCUGUAUGGUAUUUAUACAACACAUACAAAUACACACGGAUUCAAGCAAGCAA
Molecule: messenger RNA, 3454 nt
Organism: Nerophis lumbriciformis (worm pipefish)
Lineage: Eukaryota; Metazoa; Chordata; Actinopteri; Syngnathiformes; Syngnathidae
Gene: dusp8a
Product: dual specificity phosphatase 8a
Biological process (GO): peptidyl-tyrosine dephosphorylation; negative regulation of MAPK cascade
Cellular component (GO): cytoplasm
Molecular function (GO): MAP kinase tyrosine/serine/threonine phosphatase activity; MAP kinase tyrosine phosphatase activity; protein tyrosine/threonine phosphatase activity
Source: RefSeq, a predicted model, not a curated record